GUUUGCGGAAAAACAACAGCUAAGCAGCGUUCAGCAGGAGACAGUUAGCACAACAGGCUAUCUAGGCUAGUUCAUAAUGUCUUGAGCAGCAAAGCUUUCAGCUAGCGUCAAAAGAACUGACCAUUUUGAGUGGUAACAGGUCAGGCGUUGUUGGGAAAGUGUUAAGUUAGUGCGCAGAGUCGGUAUAUGAAGUCGACAAGUGUUGGUUAGUGCGCUAGCUAAUCCUGUCGUUUGCGUCAAGUUAGCUCAGUUAACCUAGCCUAGCUGCUAAACAACACUGUUUUUUAGAAGUCAGAGUUAGUACAAGCCUUUUGGACUGUGGAAUAAGUUACACCAGUCUGCUUAACCAGGAAAGUCUGAGUUAAUAUCCAGGUGGUCAAAGAAGACGAGCUCAAAUGUCCAGUGAAGAACAGCUGGCCAUGUUGUGCCCAAGUUGUGCAGAUAUCUCCUCCAGCUAAGAGCGUCUGGAUCUGAAUGAACAGUCACAUUCAAACUACUGUAGAUUCAUAAUACACUAAAGUAAGAAGACAUGACGACGGAGACAUUCGUCAAGGACAUCAAGCCAGGACUUAAGAACUUAAAUGUCAUCUUUAUCGUGCUGGAAACAGGAAGGGUCACGAAAACCAAAGAUGGGCACGAGGUGCGCACCUGCAAGGUGGCUGACAAGACAGGCAGCAUCAGCAUAUCAGUGUGGGACGAGGUAGGAGGACUCAUCCAGACCGGUGACAUCAUCAGGCUUACCAAAGGGUAUGCUUCAGUUUUCAAAGGCUGUCUCACUCUGUAUACCGGGAGAGGAGGGGAGCUGCAGAAGAUUGGAGAGUUCUGCAUGGUGUACUCUGAGGUGCCAAACUUCAGUGAGCCUAAUCCAGAGUAUUUGGCACUAAUGAACAAAACGGGGCUCAAUGACCAAGGAAACAACAUGAACAGCAGCGGUAAUGGUUCAGGUAAUGACACUACCAAUGGAAAUGGAGUAAAUUCUCAAACUGCCAGCUCCACUAACGCGCAGCAGGGCGGGCGAGCAAGCAGUGGGAACGGAAGCAGAGCUGCAGCAGGGAGCACUGUGAGUAAUGGAAAAGAGACGAGGCGUUCUGCCAAAAGAUGAUCGGAGCACAGAGCUUCUCAUCUACCAGCAACAGUGGGAGAUCAUGGGCUUCCCUGAAGGCUCUGGCCACUGAAAUACUCAGCUCAUUUUAUCACCCAGCUCACAAGCAGGUAAAGCAAGAGGAAAACUGAUUUUCAUCACCAAAUUUGACAUUUGGGGGGAAAAAAAGUGUCAAGUUGUUGUGUUAAAAAGAUAUGAGCAUGUCCAAAAGAGCAAAAGAAACAUCUGGAAAUAUGCAUCCUACACAAAUGGUUGACUAAAUGUGGUUUGUCUUUAAUCCUAAAAUGCUAUGUUAAAACUGUAGUUCCAUUUCCUGUAUGAAUACAUGCAUUCCUGGUUAGUCUGAAAGGACCUUAUUCUACCCUCCUUGACUACAAGAUCAAUGUUGGCCAAGAGGUCCAUUUUUAAGUUUUUAGAAGAGGUAAUGAAUGUUAUUGGAAAAGUAAAUGUGCAGAAUGUGAAAUAUGCCCUCUAGUUUCAUUUCACCUCUGACACAUUUAUAAAUAUAACAAACAGGAUGUCUCUGACACUAAAGCUGGCUUUACAGAGUGAAAGUUUCAUGCAGCUGUAGUUGAAAUUUUUGUGAAACUACAUUGCACUUAAGUUGCAUAAUGUAAAGGAUCCUGCAACUCUCUUGAAACAGUUGCAACAAGUUUCAUGAAAUGGCCAAUCAAAAUACUGAUAACUUGUAACUUUACUGGGAAGCUGAAAGGAGCCUCCUGAGCCACAACAACAAAUAAACGAGUUUCUUGAAGCUAAACGUUUCUGAAACCAGCUGGUUUAACGUGCCAGCUAACGCUAACAGUUACUUAAAUGGCUGCUAGAUUCAAAUUCUCCCUAUAGUAAACCAUAUAUAUGUGUGUGUAUAUAUAUAUAUAUAAAAUUACUGUUGUCAGAAGAAAACCUUGUAUCUCCGAAACGGUAACUUUACAGGAGAACAGAAAAACAUGUAAUGUAAGUCAGUGGAACCAGAAUUUUUGCAAAG
Molecule: messenger RNA, 2087 nt
Organism: Colossoma macropomum (tambaqui)
Lineage: Eukaryota; Metazoa; Chordata; Actinopteri; Characiformes; Serrasalmidae
Product: SOSS complex subunit B1-A
Exons: 6
Coding region: 530-1102 (190 amino acids)
Biological process (GO): double-strand break repair via homologous recombination; mitotic cell cycle checkpoint signaling; response to ionizing radiation
Cellular component (GO): SOSS complex
Molecular function (GO): DNA binding
Source: RefSeq, a predicted model, not a curated record